Molecule: messenger RNA, 2883 nt
Organism: Xiphophorus hellerii (green swordtail)
Lineage: Eukaryota; Metazoa; Chordata; Actinopteri; Cyprinodontiformes; Poeciliidae
Gene: arsh
Product: arylsulfatase H
Exons: 11
Coding region: 89-1864 (591 amino acids)
Molecular function (GO): arylsulfatase activity
Source: RefSeq, a predicted model, not a curated record
UGAUAUUUAUUACUGUAAACUCCUGGAGGCGGGACCUGAGCAAAGCAGGAACAGCUUUGAGCGUAGAGUAGGUUUAUUGAGGUCUGCCAUGCUGGCACCUCUUCUUCUUUCCUUGCUCCUGGCAUCAGGAAGUGAUGUCAAAGGGGAGGUGGAGGACAAGAAGCCCAACUUUGUCCUCAUGAUGGUGGACGACCUCGGGAUUGGGGACAUAGGAUGCUAUGGCAAUGAUACCAUCAGAACUCCCAACAUAGACAGACUGGCUUCAGAGGGAGUAAAACUGACCCAGUACAUUGCAGCAGCUCCUCUCUGCACUCCAAGCCGGGCUGCUGUGAUGACAGGCCGUUAUCCACUUCGCUCAGGGAUGGCUGGCACAGGCCGUGUCCAGGUAGUGUUGUUUCUCGGAGGUUCAGGGGGACUUCCACCUAAUGAGACUACCUUUGCUAAGAGGUUGCAGAAACAGGGAUACACCACCGGCCUAGUUGGUAAAUGGCACCUGGGUGUGAACUGUGAAUCCAGAGGUGAUCACUGUCAUCACCCAAACCAGCAUGGUUUCAGCUAUUUCUAUGGCCUGCCAUUCACCCUUUUUAAUGACUGCGUUCCUGGGGAGGGCAGCGAUGUGCUGGUAGAUCUUAGGCUUGCACUCCAACAUCUAACCCUACUUCUUGGACUGGGACUUCUUACAAUGGUGUGUGCCCGUCUCUCUGGGCUCCUUGAAGUUAGCCUUUGGCUACUGGUGCUACUAUUCUUUGUCAGUAUAGUAGCAGCAGCUGUGUGGUAUGUCCCCUUUGGGCUUCUUCAAACCUGGAACUGCAUCAUUAUGAGGAACCAAGAUGUGAUAGAACAGCCCAUGACAGUGGAGACACUGCCCCAGAGACUGCUGGCGGAAGCACAAAAUUUUAUAAAGAGGAAUGCUGAUCAUCCGUUCCUCCUCUUCUUCUCUUUGGCUCAUAUCCACACGCCUCUGUUCACAACGCCUGCCUUUGCUGGGAAGAGCCGCCAUGGUCGCUAUGGUGACAACCUAGAAGAAGUGGACUGGAUCAUUGGUAAAAUAACAGAAACUGUGGAUUCACUUGGCCUAGCCAACAAUACCUUCAUGCAUUUUACUUCAGACCAUGGUGGGCAUUUAGAAGAUUCUGAUUCUCGUAUCGGCCAGAAAGGAGGCUGGAACAGUAUAUAUAAAGGUGGGAAGGCGAUGGGGGGCUGGGAAGGGGGCAUCAGGGUGCCUGGUAUUUUUCGCUGGCCUGGCAGACUGGCAGCAGGAAGAGUAGUUGAUGAGCCUACAAGCCUCAUGGAUCUCUACCCCACCCUGAAAUACUUAGCCAAGGACACCCAGCCAGAUAGACAUUUAGAUGGCUAUAACCUCAUGCCACUGCUGGAGGGGAAAGCUGCACGAUCAAAGCAUGAAUUCAUGUUCCACUACUGCGGUGGGUACCUGAAUGCGGUACGGUGGCACCCAACUGAUAGCAACUCCAUCUUCAAGGUGCAUUUUUUCACGCCAAACUUCUUUCCGCCGGGCGCUGGGGGGUGCUAUGACACUAAGGUUUGCCUGUGUCAUGGCCAACAUGUGACCCACCAUAACCCACCGCUGCUGUAUGACAUUUUCCACGACCCUUCGGAGUCCCGACAACUGACCCCUGAGACUGAGCCUCGAUACGCUGAAAUCCUCCAGCAUUUUGCCAAAGCCGUAGAGAAACAUAAGGGCACCUUUCCAAGUAAAGAGGGAUCUGAUGAUGUUCAAGUUCAGACCAACACAAUUCAAAACCAAAUGAGCUGGGAAAAGAUUUUGUGGAGACCCUGGCUGCAGCCAUGCUGUGGGACCUUCCCUUUUUGUGGGUGCAAGGAAGACAAAAACAUUUAUAAAUAGGUUUCAGGUUAGUGAAGUUUUUCCUUGUUGACAUAUGUCUGCAGGUUUACUGUGUGAUGGUUUAACAAAGGAUGGAAAUAAUAAUAAUAAUAAUUCUUAUUUUACUGUUAUUUGACAAAAGUGAACCAUGUAUUUGGAAUUUGAGAAUUUCAGGGUGUGCAAUUAUUCUGUAUGUUCCAUGUUGUUUUUCCUAUCAAUUUGUUUUAGAAAUAAUGUGAUUAUGACUAUGUUUCUAUCAGUAAGAUAAAUUAAGAAAGAUAAUAAUAUAAUUUUAAAAGAGAGUAAUUUAAAUGUGAAACAAUAUGUAAACAGAAUAAGUCAAAUUACGUUGAUAUGAAUGAAGCAAUUUAAAGUACUGUGCUGAACAGUCAGUUUUUAUACUGUGUAAAUCAUUUAGUUUAUCCAGAGAAACUCCUUUUAGUUUGUAUUUUGUGGAGUACUUAUUCUUAUCCAGCAACCCAGAACAGGAACAUUUAGUUUAUAUACUUCACCCAGAACAGGAAUCAAACAUAUUAGUUAGAACAAAAAGAUCCAGAGAAACUCCUAUUAGUUUGUACAGAGAAACACCUGGUGUACUUAUUCUGCUUAACAACCCAGAACAGGAACAUUUAGUUUUAAACUGUACUCAGCACAGAUGAGGAAUUAGAACAAAAUCCAGAGAAACGUCUAUCUCUGGAUUCUCUGUAGGAUCUCCACAUAUAUUGUGGAGUACUAUUUCUUAUUUAUUAGAGAAUUCUAUUCCUAAUAGUUCAUAAUUGUGAAGUACUUUUAUUGGGUUUUUUGCUUCUGUUUUUUGUUUGUUUGUAUUUCUUCUAAUUCAUGUAAAGCGCUUUGAACUACAUUGUUGCUGAAAAGGUGCUGUAUAAAUAAAAUUACCUUACCUAAAAGGAUAUUUUCCCACAUUUUGUUGCAAGUCAGGCUCAUCCUUAUUGUACAGAAUGUUUUUUUAAUGUUCAUGAAAUAAAAACUGCAUUUUAUACUUGUUUGUAAAUUUAUAAAAGAAUAAAUAAAUAACAGUG